AUGAUGUCCAUUCUUUUUGAAGAUUUGGUAGAGGAGAUACUCUCAAGGGUUCCGGCUUCAUCUCUAAAACGAUUACGACCUACUUGUCAACGAUUGAAUGCAUUAUUCAAUGAUCAUAGAUUCACCAAGAAACACUUUCAAAAGGCACCAAAGGAGUUUCUUGUUCUCAUGUGGGUGAGGUUUGAAGUUUAUUUAGCUAGUAUCGAUCUUAGGGGAAUUCAGAACAACUUUGAUCCAUCUAUAGAGGUUAAAGGUGAAUUUGGCCUACUUGGCCCCUAUCUAAUAUCUCACUGCAACGGAUUAUUGCUAUGCCGCGAGGGGACAAUGGAAUACGGUAGAAGACUCAAGGUUUAUAACCCGUGUACGGGGCAAAACAGGUCAAUCGACCUCGGAACUGAUAACAGACAAUUCAAAUGGUUUUUUUUUGGAUACCAAAACAACAAAUCAUCUAGUGCCAGCUACAAAAUUUUGUCGUUUGAUUGUCGUGCUGACAACUUUGUUCUUGAGUUUCAAAUCUAUGAGUUUAGCUCUAAUUCAUGGAGGGUUCAUGAUGUUGUCAAUCAUGAUGAUUGGCGCUUAGCAUGUGGUCAUCGUGGCGUAUCUUUGAAGGGAAAUACAUAUUGGAUUGCUUCAGAUACAAGAAACACAUAUCAUGGCUUUUGUCGAGAUAUCUUUUUGCUAAAAUUUGAUUUUACAGAAGAGAGAUUUCAACGUUUGUGUCUGCCGUUAAAUUGUAAUGCUGAUGUCUUGGAAACUGUGGUGCUGUCUACUGUAAGAGAAGAGAAAUUUGCUUUGUUAGUUCAGAGAUUUGGUGAAUCAACGAUGGAGAUAUGGUUAACCAAAAAGAUUGAUGAGCCAAAGGACGUGUCUUGGAGAAAAUUGUUUAAAGUGGAUUUGGAUUGUAACAAUAUGUUUAACAAUUCCACGAGUUUCAUGGUGGAUGAAGAGAAUAAAGCAGCAGUGUGUUGUAACAGAGAAUGCAGAGUAGAUGAAGAUGGUUACAGGAACAUAAUUUACAUUGUUGGAGAGGAUAAAUUCAGACAAGUUGAUCUUCUUGGAGACUCUGCAACCCAUCCAAUUCGUUGGUUGCCUGAGCCUUUUUUCUUAAGUUAUGUUCCAAGUUUGGUCCAAAUCUAA
This is a messenger RNA of Eutrema salsugineum, 1137 nucleotides long. RefSeq names its product putative F-box/kelch-repeat protein At1g62270. The record is from RefSeq and is a predicted model, not a curated record. Gene Ontology annotation, molecular function: protein binding. NCBI's taxonomy places the organism in Eukaryota, Viridiplantae, Streptophyta, Magnoliopsida, Brassicales, Brassicaceae. The transcript has a single exon. Bases 1 to 1137 code for a protein of 378 amino acids.